Molecule: messenger RNA, 2848 nt
Organism: Python bivittatus (Burmese python)
Lineage: Eukaryota; Metazoa; Chordata; Lepidosauria; Squamata; Pythonidae
Source: RefSeq, a predicted model, not a curated record
AUAUUUCCUAAGCGACCAGAGGUGGAUUCCACCAUGUGUUCCUCAGACUCUGAGAAGUACUGCUCAUGAUCCGGUCACAGAAUGCUCUCUUAAUGCCAGAUAGCUGUCACAUAGUUGCCUAGACGGGACUACGGAUUCAGCAGCUGUGUGGCUGAUCCCAUCAGCAAAUUUGUCGAAGAAAUGGACACCCAUAUGGACUUGCUGACAGAGCUCCAGCUUCUGGAUAAGGUACCUACCCUAGAGCGACUCCGAGCCGCUCAGAAACGCAGGGCUCAGCAGUUGAAGAAAUGGGCUCAGUAUGAGAAGGAGAUGCAGCACAAGAAGCGGAAACAUGAGAAAAAGAGGAAUGUUGUCUGCCCCAAGAAAGUGUCUUUUGAGGCCAGUGUUGCAUUGCUGGAAGCUUCGUUAAGGAAUGAUAUUGAGGAAGUCUGUUAUUUAUUGAACAACGACUUCAGUCCAGAUCUGUGCAAUGAAGAUGGAUUAACUGCACUGCAUCAAUGCUGCAUAGACAACUAUGAAGAAAUAGUUACACUUCUUCUGAGCCAUGGGGCCAAUGUCAAUGCAAAGGACAAUGAAUUGUGGACUCCUCUGCAUGCAGCAGCAACAUGUGGACACAUCAAUCUAGUGAAGAUCCUGAUUCAGCAUGGGGCAGACCUGCUGGCAGUGAAUGCAGAUGGCAAUAUGCCAUAUGACCUCUGUGAAGAUGAACCAACUCUGGAUGUUAUUGAGACCUGCAUGGCAUACCAAGGAAUCACACAAGAGAAAAUCAAUGAGAUGCGAGCCGCCCCUGAACAGGCAAUGGUUGAUGAUAUUGCAGAGAUGAUUGUAAGAGGAGAGGAUCUGAACAUAAUGGAUGUCCAAGGUGCUUCACUGUUACAUAUAUCUGCAGCCAAUGGUUAUCUGCAUGCAGCAGAGCUUCUUCUAGACCAGGGAGCAAGACUGGACCUCAAGGACUGGGAUGGCUGGGAACCCCUCCAUGCUGCUGCUUUCUGGGGACAUAUGCAAAUGGCAGAGCUCUUAGUGUCCCAUGGGGCAAGCUUGAGUGCGCGAACAGCUAUGGAUGAGAUGCCAAUAGAUCUGUGUGAAGAAGAAGAGUUUAAGGUUCUGCUCUUAGAGUUGAAGCAUAAACAUGAUGUCAUCAUGAAGUCUCAGAUGAGACACAAAUCCUCCUUGAACAGGAGAACAUCCAGCACUGGAAGCAGAGGAAAAGUGGUCCGGAGGGCAAGCCUUUCAGAUCGAACAAACCUUUAUAGGAAGGAAUAUGAGAAGGAGGCCAUCAUCUGGCAGCAAAUAGAAUCUUCUGAAGAGCAAAGAACUUCUGAUUACAAUAGUGACAUUCGGGAGGCUUCCUCUAACCAAGAGAACACAGAUCCAAACUUGACAACUGAUACAGCUAUAAUCCUUCCAGAGUUGGUAACCAAAGGAACACAGUGCGAUUCAGAAAAUCUGCUUCAGAAUGGACUCAGCCUGCCCUCCAUCCCUUACCAAUACUCUAUUCCAAAUGGAGAUGUUUGGAUAAUGCAUUCAGCCCUGGACAAUGAUCCAAGCCAAGCAUUGCCCUACAAUACCCCUGGGGUCUCUGAUUCUCAUCAGAUCUGGGAUGAGUACAAAGAAAGGAGCCACCAAACCCUUUCGGAACUGAAACGGCAGCGAGCAGCAGCCAAGCUUCUCAACCACCCCUUCAUCAGCACACACUUUGGUAGCAGUGUAGGAGACUCAGUGGAAAAUGGAGGAGAAGCUAAAGAGCAUCUGAUUAGUUCCAGGACGCCUUCCUAUACAUCUAAUGGAACUUCAGUUUAUUACACCAUGGCAAGUGGUGACCCACCUCUCUUAAAAUUCAAGGCUCCCAUGGAAGAAAUGGAGGAAAAGGUGCAUGGCUGCUGCAGGAUUUCCUGAUCUCGGUUUAUCCCUACCAAGCUGGUAGGCAUGUUGCAUCUACUACUGAAUCUUCAUUUUUACUACUGCAGGAUCACAGAAUCUGGUUCAGCCAUCUAAAACUAGGGUCUUCAAGGUUUAUGCAUACCUAGUUCCAUAUUUUGUUUUUGCAGUUUCAUUAAAAAUUGAGCAUGUGUAGGUGGAAAGAGGUCAAAGUGAAACUCUUUACACAUACUUUUAUCUACCAGAUAAGAGAUUGUUCAUUUGAUUACAACUCUAAUCUGAUUUGAAAUAUCUAUUUAUGGGCUUCUGGGUCCAUAAUGUUCCUGAAAACCGGCACAUGAGGAAUAAAUUCUUUUGACAUUGGUACACCAUUACUGACAAAUACUCUUUUACAAGCAGACUAGUAGACAAGAAAGGACCCAGUUUCUCUGUGUAAGAUUUUGCACAUGAAGAUAUAUGCACUUUAUGAUAACAACCGGUCUGAAAACUUAGCCUCUAAUGUGACUGCACUGUUGGAAUAUUAUCCAUCUUACUGCCAAUUUUGUUUUUUGUUUUUUGCCAUCAUUUCUUAGCAUCCCUUUUAUAAAAUAAUGAAGCAGGCUUCUAUGCAGGUUUUCAACUCUUUUAAGGAAGAGGUGAAUUUUUUUCAGCUACUUAGAGGAGCAACACAGUUAAAAGGAGUUCAUGUUUUAUGCCUAGCUUUCUCCAUUGAUAGUUCUUUUUAGUUUGCACUUGAGAAUAUUUUGAUAUGCAUUUCAGUAGUGUAGCAAAUUUUAAUUCAUCAUGUCCCAUCAGAGAACUACCGUUUUUGAUUUCCCCCCAACUUCUGUUGGGAAGGAGAUUUGAAAGGAAGUUAUUUUCUUCCAUGCUUCUCAGUGUUACAUCUCGCUGCUUGUACUAUUAUUUGAUUAGCCUGUUCUGCUGUGCAUAAAAAAAACAAAACAAAACACCUUGAAAUGGCUUUUAAACA